Molecule: messenger RNA, 1484 nt
Organism: Camellia sinensis
Lineage: Eukaryota; Viridiplantae; Streptophyta; Magnoliopsida; Ericales; Theaceae
Product: rho-N domain-containing protein 1, chloroplastic
Biological process (GO): DNA-templated transcription termination
Source: RefSeq, a predicted model, not a curated record
ACACACACAAACGCUCACGCUUGCCGAGUUCAAGCUUGCGACCUGUGACUCUGAGCUGAGAGGGCACCUCAAAAAAUGCAAAACCUCCAUUGAAGUCUCAUCCUUCAUCUCCAAACCAAUGUCUCCAGCAAUCCACUGCGUCACUCAAAACUUCUCAGGUUAUGGAACAACAGAUGGAAGAUGUGUCCCCUUCUCAGGAGUUUCUGGAAGAGCAUUCAGUUUGUCCCCUAGCUCUUCUCGUGGCGACUACAAAACCCUUUCACAGAUCAAGAUUAUAUUGCCAAGAUUCACUUCCAGGGGAAUGUAUCCUUUGUGCAAGGCAGGUUCUAGUGGUUAUAGAAGAAACCCGGACUUCUCAAGGCAAAAUAGGCAUGGGUUCUCCAGAAACAGGAACAGGCAAAAUGAAGAGAGAGAUGGCUCUGAAACCCUUGAAGAAUCUGAACUGUUUCCCUCAAAAAAUGGGCCAUUACUUUCUGUUUCCGGUGGCCCAAAGUUCCAAGCAACGGCAACUCCAGGACCAAGAGAAAAGGAGAUUGUUGAAUUGUUCAGAAAGGUCCAGGCUCAACUUCGAGAAAGAGCAGCUGUCAAGGAAGAGAAGAAGACAGAGUUGUCGCAGAGACAAGAUAAGGAAAGCAAGACUGUUGAUUCUCUCCUCAAGCUUCUAAGGAAACACACUACUCAACAAGGGAAACAAAUCAGCAGUGAUGGUAGCAGCAGAGAGUUUGUUUUGGACCAGCAUGAUCAGAAUGGUGCAUUUGAGGAAGAGAAAAGCACGAUCUCCUUGGACUUGAAUAACACUCUGAAGGAUGAGCCCCGGGACAGUGAAUCCCCUCCAUUGAGCAGACCAGUAUCAAAUUUUCAACGUAGGUCUCCGGUACCUCAACUCAAAUUCCAGCAAAAUCAUUCUGAGUCUGUUGCAGAUACACUAUUAGAUGGUAAAAGACAUGGGACUCAUCUUGAACCUGAAAUACAUGAACUCAAGCUUGAAAUUGAGCCUGAACCCAUUUUUUCUAAUGGGGAUGUGUUUGAUGGGUUGUCAGAGGAUGAACCUUCUGACAUUGAUGAAAAUUAUAGUGAGGAUGAUGCAGAAAAACAGAAACCUAUUGUAGACAAGGACUUAAACUCAAUGAAGCUGCCAGAAUUGAGAGCCCUUGCAAAGUCUCGUGGCAUGAAAGGGUUUUCAAAGCUCAAGAAACGCCAGCUCCUCGAGUUGCUGAUUGGGGGCUCAACCUGAUUAUUUGAUUCACAAAGAGCCAGACAAAGAGACCGAUUUUACAUCUUGAGUAAAUCUUGACAUGCAUCUUUUUGUCAUCAUCAUACUUAAUGUUUUUGUCAGUUUAGUUAGAAUUGUCUUUUUGCUGAUAUGCUUCUGAAGAUUUUGUAAUGGUGAAUUUUGCAAGUUCUUAAGCUAUCUUCUGAUUAGGUUUCCUUGAAGGUAAUAGACUCUGUCUGGGUUUUGAUAAACUUUUUUUCUCCUUCACUAU